Lycium barbarum (goji berry) is the source of this 918-nucleotide messenger RNA. RefSeq names its product inorganic pyrophosphatase 2-like. The record is from RefSeq and is a predicted model, not a curated record. Lineage: Eukaryota; Viridiplantae; Streptophyta; Magnoliopsida; Solanales; Solanaceae. The transcript has a single exon. Gene Ontology annotation, molecular function: phosphatase activity. Bases 1 to 723 code for a protein of 240 amino acids.
AUGGCUGGAAUUUUGGUGAUUUUCGACUUCGACAAGACAAUUAUCGACGUGGACAGUGAUAAUUGGGUGGUGGAUGAGUUAGGGUUAACUAAUAUGUUCAAUCAACUUCUUCCCAUUAUGCGUUGGAACUCUUUAAUGGAUAGGAUGAUGAAGGAGUUUCAUGCACAAGGCAAAACAAUUAAACACAUUGAAGAAGUACUAAAAAGGGUUCCCAUACAUUCCAGAAUUGUCCCAUGCAUUAAAUCAGCUCAUGCAUUAGGGUGUGAUUUGAGAAUAGUAAGUGAUGCAAAUGUAUUCUUCAUUGAAACAAUCUUGAAACAUCUCGGAAUAAGGGACUGCUUCUCAGAAAUCAACACGAAUCCAUGCUACGUCGAUGAGGAAGAUAACAGGGUUCGAAUCUUCCCUUACGAUGAUUUUCAUGGCUGCAAUAAUCCGUGCCCUCCCAACAUGUGCAAAGGUUUGAUAUUAGAAAGAAUAAUGCAAGCCGAAGGCAAUAAUAAAAGAAUGAUCUAUAUUGGUGAUGGAAGUGGCGAUUUCUGCCCUAGUUUGAAGCUCAGAGAAGGAGAUUUCGUCAUGCCAAGAAAAGAUUUCCCAGCCUGGAAUUUGAUAAAAGAAAAUACGACGCUAGUAAAAGCACCGGUCCACGAGUGGACUGAUGGAGAAGAGCUUGAGAGAAUACUGCUACAACUGAUUAACGGAAUCACUGUUGAAGAAAGCCAAUAAUUAUCAGUUGAAUGCAAGUUCCACACUAUGUCCAAAGCAUCUCACACCUUUGACCGAGCCUAUCAACAUAUACUACGAGUGGAUUGAUGAAUGUGAACGUGCAUAUCAAUAACAGACACGUUCUAGAGCAAGUUUAACAACGAACCUCGUAUUAUGAAAGACGGGACGGCCAUAUUAUAGUAUAUAAUUUUGUUC